UUCCUGGCUGUAUUUGUGUAUUCCUGUUGGUGGAACCAUGUUCCAAUCAAAAUUGCAGCAAGAUUUUAAGAAAGUCCAGAUGAUUAAAAUUAGAAAGCAUUCCUUUGUUGAUUGGUGAAGAAAGUAGCCAGGGGGGAAAAACAAGACCUACCAGAAAGAAGAGGUGGGUGAUAACCACAGCCAGCUGAACAUGGAAGGGGCUCUGAUCGCCCGGGACAGAGUUGGGGUACAGGACUUCGUUCUUUUGGAUUCCCACACCAGUGAGGCUGCUUUCUUGGACAACCUUCGCAAGCGAUACAGAGAGAACCUCAUCUACACAUAUAUUGGUACCCUUCUAGUAUCUGUGAAUCCCUACAAAGAGUUGGAUUUCUACUCAGUUAAACAGAUGGAGAUUUAUCAAGGGGUCAACUUUUUUGAACUGCCACCACAUAUAUAUGCCAUAGCUGACAAUGCCUACCGGGUAAUGUGUGCUGAAUACAAUAACCACUUCAUCCUCAUCUCUGGGGAGAGUGGCGCUGGGAAAACAGAAGCCUCCAAGAAGAUAUUGCAGUACUUUGCAGUGACCUGCCCAACUACGGAACAGCUGCAAAUAGUCCGUGAUCGCUUGCUGCUCUCCAAUCCAGUUCUGGAGGCUUUUGGAAAUGCAAAAACUCUGCGUAAUGACAACUCAAGUAGAUUUGGAAAAUACAUGGAUAUCCAAUUUGAUUUUAAGGGAGCUCCAGUAGGAGGGCAUAUCCUCAGUUACCUGAUUGAGAAAUCCCGAGUCGUUCAUCAAAACAAUGGGGAACGGAAUUUCCAUAUCUUCUACCAGUUGCUGGAGGGCGGGGAAGAUGACCUGCUUCGCUGGCUAGGACUGGAGCGCAACCCGCAGAAGUACAUGUAUCUUAUACAGGGUCGAUGUGCCAAAGUGUCUUCCAUUAAUGACAAGAGUGACUGGAAAACAGUCCGCAAAGCCUUCUCGGUCAUUGACUUCGCUGAAACAGAUAUUGAGCAUCUCUUUGGGGUCAUUGCCAGUGUCCUGCACCUGGGGAAUAUUCAGUAUGAAGAAGAUAGUAACGGUCAUGCCAUCAUCACCAACGGCAGCCAGAUCAAAUGGAUCUCAAAGUUAUUGGGCGUCCGCUUAUCCAUUCUACAGGAAGCUCUGACGCACAGAAAGAUAGAAGCCAGAUCAGAAGAGGUCCUAAGUCCCCUGAACAUAGACUUGGCAUUCUGUGCUCGGGAUGCAGCAGCUAAGGCGAUUUAUGGACGGACUUUUACUUGGCUAGUCAACAAAAUUAAUGGAUCUUUAGCCAACAAGGACCUCACCAGGAAAACGGUGAUUGGGCUGCUUGACAUCUAUGGGUUUGAAGUGUUUGAUACAAACAGUUUUGAACAGUUCUGCAUUAAUUACUGCAACGAAAAGCUUCAGCAGCUGUUAAUCGAAAUGACUCUGAAGGCAGAGCAGGAGGAAUAUGAGAUGGAAGGCAUAGAGUGGGAGCCAAUUCCAUAUUUCAACAACAAGAUCAUCUGUGACUUGGUUGAAGAGAAACACAAAGGAAUAAUCUCCAUACUGGAUGAAGAAUGUUUACGGCCUGGUGAAGCAACUGAUUUAAGCUUCCUGGAAAAGUUGGAAGAGAAAGUAGGAGAUCAUGCCCACUUCCUGACCCGCAAGCUUGCAGAUCAAAAGACACGAAAAUCAAUUGACUGGGUGGAUUUCCGUCUCCUUCACUAUGCAGGGGAGGUCACUUACUGCGUAGUAGGAUUCCUAGAGAAGAAUAAUGAUCUCCUGUACAGAAACUUAAAAGAGGUACUGUGCAAGUCUAAAAAUGGCAUAAUUAAAGAAUGUUUUCUUCCAUCUGAGCUAGACAACAGGAGACGGCCUGAGACUGUUGCAACCCAGUUCAAAAACAGCCUGGCUAGCCUAAUCGAAAUCCUGAUGUCCAAGGAGCCUUCUUACAUCCGGUGUAUUAAACCCAACGAGGGCAAAGAGCCUGGAAAGUUUGAUGACGUCCUGAUAAGACACCAGGUGAAGUACUUGGGGUUGAUGGAGCACUUGCGGGUGAGGCGAGCUGGCUUUGCAUACCGGCGAAAAUAUGAACUCUUCUUGCAAAGGUACAAGUCCCUGUGCCCGGCUACUUGGCCUCAUUGGCCUGGACCAGCAGCUGAUGGUGUGGAGACGCUCAUAAAACACAUUGGGUACAAACCUGAAGAAUACAAACUAGGAAGAACGAAAAUAUUCAUUCGUUUCCCAAGGACUCUGUUUGCCACAGAAGAUGCAUUUGAAUACAGCAAACACCUGCUAGUUACGAGAAUACAGGCCAGAUACAAAGGCUGCUUAGGGAAGAGAGAAUACAAGAAACAGAAGGAAGCAGCUAUUAAGCUCGAGGCCUGCUGGAGAGGGGCGCUGGCACGCAAAGAGGCCAAGAGAAGAGUGUGGGCUGUUGAGACCAUCAAAAAGUUUAUAAAAGGCUUCAUCAAUCGAAAAAAUCCUCUUUGCCCAGAAAACGAUGAGUUUAUAAGCUUUGUGCAGUACACCUAUCUCACGAAGCUCAGAGACCACGUUCCCAAAAAUGUCUUGGACAAGAACUGGCUCAAGCCUCCUGCUAUCUUGGAAGAGACCUCUGAGAUGCUGAAGAAAAUCUGCAUGAGGAACCUAGUGCGACAAUAUUGUCAAGGGAUUACAGCUGAGAAGAAGGCCCAGUUGCAGCAAAAAGUAGUAGCGAGUGCCAUUUUCAGAGGGAAGAAGGAUGGCUACCUGCAGAGCAUAAGCCAGCCCUUUGCAGACACCAGGCUAAGUGAGAAAGACAUAAACCCCAAAGUACUGCAACUAAUUCGUGGUGAGAAGGUCAAGUAUGUGACGCCAGUUGUAAAAUACGACAGGAACGGGUUUAAAGCACGAGAACGGCAACUUCUUCUGACCCAGUCAGCAGCUUAUGUGGUGGAAAUGGCCAAGAUCAAACAGAAAAUAGACUAUGCGACUCUGAAAGGUAUUUCUACCAGCAAUCUGAGCGAUGGGCUCUUGGUUGUCCAUGUUCCUGAGGACAACAAACAGAAGGGAGACGUGAUCCUUCAGUGCGAGCACAUCUUUGAGACCGUCACAAAGCUCAGCAUGCUGGCCAAUAAGCAGAACGCUGUCCAAGUUGUUCAGGGAAGCCUCCAGUUUCACAUCAGUUCUGGGAAAGAAGGGAUGAUAGCUUUCACAGCUGGGCAGGAGCCUCAGAUCUAUAAAGCCAAAAAUGGACGCCUAACCGUGGUGUCAACCAGAACAAAGUCCUGAUGGUGAACAGGAAUUCCUGCUCUGCUUAUCACUAUCUUUGCUCAGAACAGAAAGGAACCCACUGGAUGAGAUCAGCACUGACAUCUUCCAGCUGAAAGCUUUCUGCUGCCAUAAGACUGUUGUGAUUUGAGUUCACCUGCAUCAUUUCAGCUCUUUGGGGUUUUUUUAAACUGAAGUUAAUAUUCUGGAUUCCGUUAUGUUGCUGUAACAUUCCCAUUGAUGUAGAUUCUAGUUACUAAAUUUCAUAAAUCUGUUUAACCCAAACGAUGAAAUUCUCUAACAUGCAAAAAUAGCUGUCUUAACUUACUGGGUAAGUAAAGUUAAGAUCUUAACCCAUCCAGGAAAGACUUUGAGCAAAACCAAAAGGGGUUGAGCAGGGAUCAAAUGGCACUAACCAGCAGUAAUGCACAAACUGCAAGCAAAUGUGGCAGUAUGAUCUGGAACCAUCUCUGCCCCCAUGAGACAGCCUAGACUUCACCCUGAUGCACCAGAGCCUAAGUGGGCAGAGUGAGUGUGUGCUCUGAACACGUUCUUUACUUGACUCAACAUAGUACUAGAUGAGGUUGCUUAGCUGGAAACCUCAUUCACCCAGCUUUCUUUCUGGCCAGUUAGUGUCUAUAGUAGACAGAAGUCUGAGUCAUUCUUCAUGUUUGGUAUAUUGAUGGCUAUACACAGUGCACUGUAUGAGUACAAGGCACUGAAAAUAGUAAUGAAAUGAAAAUAAAAGAUGGGAGAAAAAAUUCUUUGACUUUAAAUUUAAUUGAGCUGAACCAAUAGAAUGUAAGAAUGGUCAGACCAAAGGUCCCUCUAGCCC
Molecule: messenger RNA, 4070 nt
Organism: Trachemys scripta elegans
Lineage: Eukaryota; Metazoa; Chordata; Testudines; Emydidae
Gene: MYO1H
Product: myosin IH
Exons: 32
Coding region: 191-3256 (1021 amino acids)
Biological process (GO): actin filament organization; vesicle transport along actin filament
Cellular component (GO): vesicle; actin cytoskeleton; myosin complex
Molecular function (GO): ATP binding; microfilament motor activity; actin filament binding
Source: RefSeq, a predicted model, not a curated record